Achroia grisella is the source of this 2163-nucleotide messenger RNA. It is a transcript of the gene Eogt, whose product is annotated as EGF domain-specific O-linked N-acetylglucosamine transferase. NCBI's taxonomy places the organism in Eukaryota, Metazoa, Arthropoda, Insecta, Lepidoptera, Pyralidae. The record is from RefSeq and is a predicted model, not a curated record. The transcript has 9 exons. Bases 2 to 1567 code for a protein of 521 amino acids. Gene Ontology annotation, cellular component: endoplasmic reticulum lumen. Gene Ontology annotation, molecular function: protein N-acetylglucosaminyltransferase activity.
UAUGAAGAUUUUAUUAUUUUGCACGUUGUUCAUUAUAUUUUUUGUUAACACAAGUUCAGUUAAUUUAGAGGAUAUCAAUUUACCUCCUGAACAUAUUCCAUAUUAUUUUAAUACUUUUCCCGACAUUGCUAAAUCAUGUUUGAAUGAUCCUGAAUGUCCAUAUAAAGGACUGGCAGAUGUUAAAGCUUGUUGGGGUUAUGAGCGUUUCUGUAAUGAGACUAAUUCAUAUCACGUCAGACCUCGAUGUCCUGGCGAUCAUCGCGGAUGGGUUAAGACGAAAGAAGCACAAUUUGCUACAUUUUAUACGCAAGCUGAUUUUGGUUUUGUGAAAGACCAAAUAAAUGAGAUAAUGGUGAUGUGUGAAGCUUCAUAUCCAGAUGACACAUCCUUAGAAUGUUCUAAAUACUUGAGAUUCUGUCGAGGCAGGAAUAUGAUGUUAAACUUUACAGGGCUUGUGGGUCGUGGAAACAACUUGAGAUACAAAAUGGAUAUUCUUGGGCCUGGACAACUAGGUGGACAUUGCAACUUUUAUGCACAGAGGCUGUUGAAAGAAGCUGAACACAUGAGUGCUUUACAAUCAUGGGCGCCUGAAAUGAUACACUUUACGAAAACAACUAGAAAGCCUAUUGUUGAUGACAUGUGUGAUGUAAUUAUUGAAAAGCCAACAUAUAUUAUGAAAAUAGAUGCAACUGUGAAUAUGUAUCAUCAUUUUUGUGAUUUCUUCAAUUUGUAUGCAUCUUUACAUGUUAAUUCUACACAUCCCUCGACAUUCUCAAAGGAUAAUCAAAUUUUGAUUUGGGAAACUUUUACUUAUGAAUCUGCAUUUAAGGAUGCCUUCAAAGCAUUUACAAAUAACCCAAUUUGGGAUUUAAAGAGGUUCCGAGGUCAAGUUGUUUGUUUUAAAAAUGUAUUAUUUCCUUUAUUGCCACGAAUGAUUUUUGGUCUUUACUACAAUACACCUUUGAUAUACGGAUGUGAAAGAAGCGGUUUAUUUCAUGCAUUUUCCAAACAUGUAUUGAAUUCAUUGAAUAUAAAACUACAUAUCCGAAAUAAUGACAAAGUGAGAGUAACAUUACUCUCCAGGGGCACAACAUACAGAUCUAUAUUAAAUGAGAAACAGCUUGUGGAAGCUUUGCUUAAAGUGAAGGACUAUCAUGUAGAGCGAGUUGUGUAUGAUAGAACAAUACCCUUUAUCAAACAACUGGAAAUAACUCAAAACACCGAUGUCUUCAUUGGAAUACACGGCGCUGGGUUGACACACUUGCUAUUUUUACCGGACUGGGCGGCAGUUUUCGAACUAUAUAACUGCGAAGAUCCAAAUUGUUACAUGGACCUCGCCCGACUUAGAGGAGUUAAAUACGUUACUUGGGAAAACAAAGAUAAACUUGUGCAGGAGGACCAGGGACACGGGCCUGGCGGAGGGUCGCACGCAAAAUUCACCAAUUACUCCUUCGAUGUGGACGAGUUUCUACGGCUCGUGGCCAUUUGUGCAGAACAUGUGCGCAAACGGCAGGACUUCAAAAAUUUUAUCGAGGCAUCAAUUUUGAAAAAUCACGAUGAACUGUAAACGUAAGUUCUUCUGGAAAAUAAAAUAAGAAUAUCGGAACGUGUAGAUGUUUUGACGAUUGAUAGACACAUAUUAUCAGUCUCUAAAGUGCCACAUUAAACAUAGAAUUCUAUGGAAUCUUAAAUUUAACGAAUAUAACAUAUAUAUUAGAUAUUAAACAAAAUAAUAUAAUUACCAGUGAUUAAGAUUCUGUCGAUGUGUUUUGGAGAAAUGAAAGUGCAAGAAGGCGAUUACCUUCGGUUAUAUUUAGAUAGAUCGGGGUUAACAGAUUAGACGCUGGGAGCAAGCGGUUUACGGAGAUACUUACAUUGACGGAUCGACGAAUCUUCACAUAAUGUAACUGAAAAUAGUAAACUAUCGAGGGGAAUUAAUGACCGAAGUCUGCGUGCCCUCGGGGUCGAUGCUCAUAACUUUUUUGGAUAACCAGAUUGUAUCGAAGAAUAACAUCAACAACUAAUUGAAAUCACUCGAACUGUUUAAUUUUUAAGUUUACUGUACUAUAUUCAUUGGUACUUAUUGUAUUUAUUAAAACUUUUUACGUACAAAUCAUGUGAUCAUGUGAUAUUCUAUUUUUACGUUUCAUGUGUUUAUUUUGU